AUGGAUACUUAUAGUAAUCUACCAAUUGGAUCUUCUGGGAGGGACAAAAACAAUGUGCAUUAUAGAUGUUCACCUCACCAACUUCCGCCAUUUAUGAAAUGUCUUAGUGACAAGCAGAUAGGUUUUGUCAGGAAAAUUGGGUUUGAGAGCAUCUUGUCAAUGCAAGAUUUUAAGAUGGAUAAAGAUCUAACCCUAUGGCUGGUUGAUAAGUUCAAUUGUGACACCGAGGAGCUAGAAUUUGACGAAGGCAUAUCAAUUCCAGUGAGGCCCCUUGUGAAGUUUGUCCUUGGAAUUCCUUCAGGACCCAUCAAAGUUAUAGAGGGUCUCCAUGUCGACGAUGCUCUCUACGAACAGUACACUUGGGAUACGAGAGGGAAGAAGGCGAAGGAAGUGGCGGAAGAAAUGUGCAGCAUAACUGAGGAGGAACCGUUCUGCAUAGCCUUUAUGAUGGCGAUACUUGCAAUUUAUCUAGCACCAAAUACAUCUGUGAGUGUCAGCAGGUCAUUUCUAGGAGCUGCUCGACAGGUUGGUAAUCUCAAACAGAUGGAUUGGUGCAAUUUGGUUGCUGAUUGCCUAUUCAAAGGAAUCAAGGAUUACAAACAAUCGGAUAGAUUGUGUGUCCAUGUGAAGGGCUGUGUGCACAUUCUGAGUGUCAUUUUCAUCGAUCUUGCGAAACACCCUACACUCAUAGUUCCUGAUGGCUUUCCACGCUUGAGUGUUGUCACUACGGAAAUGGGUUGCUUCACAUCCAAAUGGGUAGUUGCACAUCCCUUUGGUAGCUUCGUGCCGGUACGCUGUCUAGAAGAGUCUGUCUAUGCUCCGGUGCUUAAUAACAUGCCAAAUGGUAACACUGUUGAAGGAGUAAAAUGCUCUGAUUCUGAUUCAAAUACUGAUGCUCUGGCCGAUCAGUUUGCAAUCACCGACACCGAUCAGAAUAACAACAAGCAUCCCAUUUUAGCAGAGCUUGGCAAUGCCAGAACAACCCAUAAUACAUCAAGCUCGCCCAUUGUUGAACAUGUAGUGUUAGAUACACCAGCUCGAGCAUCAGUUGCAGCGCCCAGUUCCUUGACAGAACACAUAAUUUUUCCAACAAGUGGCGAGCAAUUGCAGUCUGCUGGUCCUUCUGAUGAACCGCAUUCGGCACAAAUUAUGGACAGUGUGCAGGUUCCUCCGGAUACCACUGUGGAAAGGCGCAGGGGUUUGCUGUUGACGAUGGAGAAGGACGAUCGGAGCACCAAGAAGGCACGUGUGGAGCUAUCCGGGAGUGGCCAGGUGAAGCAAGCCGAAGAAGUUACCAUAAAGAUGGACAUGAGUUUGCUUAAUUGCAGCGUGUGCUCCCGCCCCAUCAAGCCCCCUGUCUUCGAGUGCAAUGCCGGGCACUUGGCUUGCUACAAAUGCCUCAUCGGGCUCCCCUAUAAACUGUGCCAGACGUGUGAGCACAGCAGUGGCUUUGGACACAUCCGGUCAUUGGACGCCAUCGUCUCCUCCUUGACAGUCAAGUGCCACCAUGAUGGCUGCGGGAGCUACGUCCCCUACUACGAGCUCGACGACCAUCAAAGUGUGUGCCCGCACGUGCCGUGCUUCUGCACGGAGCUUGGCUGUGGCUUCGUCGGUGCACCACAGGCGCUCCUCGGCCACUUGAUCGCCCUGCACGCAAUGCCAGUGCACAAGGUCCAUUAUGGCCAAGUUCACCAGCUCCGGCUGUCGGUGACGCGGCCGCGGUGCCUGCUCCAUGGGCAAGGGGACGACAGCGUGUUCCUCCUGGUCAUGGGCGUGUUCGGCGUCGUGUCUGUGGUGUGCAUCAGAGCUGAGGCAUCCUCAUGGCCGCAGUACGCUGUCAAGCUUCAGGCGAAUGGUCCGCCACCACCAAGCAGCGUAGAAGGCAGCAUUUUGUUGGCCAUGAAGCCAGUGACGAGCAGCACGAGGCCUGGGGAGGUGGCCGUGGAGGAGCUGCCGUCUUUCUUGAUGGUGCUGCCUACUUAUCUGGUUGGUUCUGGGGCAUCCAAGGAGGUGUCUCUUGACGUUCGCAUUGACAAGAUGUGA
Triticum turgidum subsp. durum (durum wheat) is the source of this 2043-nucleotide messenger RNA. Lineage: Eukaryota; Viridiplantae; Streptophyta; Magnoliopsida; Poales; Poaceae. The record is from the annotation of a GenBank genome assembly.